Vigna radiata var. radiata (mung bean) is the source of this 1875-nucleotide messenger RNA. Its product is annotated as TMV resistance protein N-like. Gene Ontology annotation, molecular function: ADP binding; ATP hydrolysis activity. The transcript has 2 exons. Gene Ontology annotation, biological process: defense response; signal transduction. NCBI's taxonomy places the organism in Eukaryota, Viridiplantae, Streptophyta, Magnoliopsida, Fabales, Fabaceae. The coding region runs from base 91 to 1161 and encodes 356 amino acids. The record is from RefSeq and is a predicted model, not a curated record.
GACAUUUUCUGGCAAUUUGAAUGCUUUUGUGUCUGUACAGUGGUCAACUCUUCAGUGUGCUACAUUAUUUGCUUUCUUUUCCAACACUUGAUGAGGUUAUCAAUUCCUUCCAUGGAACUUGCCUCAUCAGUUUCCAAACUCCCACGGAUGUACGACGUUCUCAUCAACUUCACCGGAGAAGACAUCCGCAGGAAAUUUGUUUCUCAUCUCGAUUAUGUCCUCUCUUCUGUUGGAUUAACUACUUUCCUUCAGCACGACAAUGCAGUGCAGCCAAAACACAUCCAAGAGCCUAUUCUGAAUCUGUGUCGAGUAGCAAUUGUUGUUUUCACCGAAACAUAUUCUCGAUCUGCUUGCUGUCUUCAUCAGCUCCAACAAAUCAUUGAAUGGCACGAAACUUAUGGCCGACAUGUUUUGCCCGUAUAUUACGAAAUUCAGCCAUCCGAUGUACGUCUUCAGAAGGGUGACUUUGGGAAAGCCUUCAGAGAAACUGCACAUCAAACAUUUUCAGCACAAGAACUGGAACAUGGCAUGUCCAGGUGGAGUCACGCAAUCACCAAAGCUGCAAAUUUCUUUGGAUGGGAUGAUUGCAAUUACAGGAGUGAUGCUGAACUAGUGGACACAAUUGUUAGGAGCGUUCUUAAUUUACCAGUCUUGUCUGCUACACAAUUACUUUCUCUCGCGGAAGAAGUGAUUCAAAUUAUAAAAAAUAAAUCAACGGGACUUUGUAGGAUAGGGAUAUGUGGAAUGGGAGGAUCGGGUAAAACCACCCUUGCCAAAGCCAUUUAUAGUCAAAUUCAUGGUACAUUCGUGGAGAAAAGUUUUGUUAAAGAUAUUUCAGAAGUUAGUCGGAGGAGAGGGCCUGUACAUUUACAACGACAGCUUCUUUCAGAUGUUCUGAAAACAAAGGUAGAGAUACAUAACGUUGAAAUGGGAAGAAGUAUGAUUCUGGAAAGACUUUAUCGGAAAAGGGUGCUCAUUGUACUUGACGAUGUGAAUGAACAUUGUCCAUUAGACCUAUGGGAAAGUAGGGGAUGGUUCGGUGAAGGAUCUGUAAUAAUCAUUACAACAAGAGAUGAAGACCUGCUAAGGAAACAUGAAGUUCGUUCUGUUUUUCGGGUAGAUCUAAUGAAUGAAAACAAGUCCCUUGAACUUCUUAGUUGACACGCAUUUAGAGAAGCAAAACCAAAAGCAGAAUACAUUGACCUUGCAAAAAGAGUAGUUGCUAGAUGUGGAGGACUACCUCUAGCUCUUGAAGUCAUUGGAAGUAGUUUAUUUGAAAGGACGAAAGAAGAAUGGAAGAGUGUAGUGUCAAAAUUUGACAAUAUUCCCCGACAUGAAGUUCUACAAAAAUUGAAAAUAAGCUUCGACAGUUUGCAUAAUCAAAUGGAAAAAGAUUUAUUCCUUGAUGUAUGUUGUUUCUUUGUUGGCAAACUUUUUGUAUAUGGUACAGGGAUUCACUACCAAUGAGUCUUAUGAUGUUUUCGUCUCGGGUGACAAGUUCACACAGGUGAAUGACUUUCAAUGUUUUUCAAAGUACCUGAGGAUAGUAAUUGUGUCAUGAAUUGUGUCAUGAAGUGAAUGUUUGUGUGUGUUGUUUAUUCACUCCCCGUGAACAGGUGGCAAAGAAAUGACUACUUGUGUCUUAAGAAGAAGAUUGGAGGUACAUAAUAUCACAGCUAGGAUUUGGUGACCAUGUGAAGAUUUUCGUCACUUUUGGGCAUGGAUUGAUUGUCAUGAAGAUGACCAUCUAUCUAUUAUAUACUGAACCAACGUACAUGCAAAUGAAUCCUUCUUUGGAACCAAAGGAAAAUGCCCUCCUUAGUCUUGUCUUGGUUUUCUUAAUUGCAAAGGUUUACCGAAAUACUUGGAGCACAA